AUGAAUAUAAAUAAUUAUGAGUAUCCUAAGCCUCCCACGGAGAGGCCAAGUAAUGUAAAUGCAUCUGAUAGUGAAAAUGUUAUACCAAAUGUGGCACCAGUUCCUCACAUCCCUCCUCCAGGUGGUAGUGCUAAACGACAGUCUCCAAUGCCACCUCCACCACCAGUAACAACAAACCAUUCGGUUUCCAUUUCAUCUGUAACAGGGCCACACAACUAUAAUCAACCACCAUCCAAUAACCGAGUCCACCCUUCAGCAUCUGCUCUCCCUCCUCCUUCUUCAGCUUCAUUAGUUACUAAUGCUCCUCCCAUGAAUUUUUCAACAUCCUCAUCCAAUCCUUUCAAAAAUGUAGGGGCAUUUUCACAUAAGAAUGUUACGAAGGUUGCUCAUAACAACUCACUUCCCCAUGCAAAUGCACCAUCCAUACCAUCUAGUACUGGUUUGACGUCACCUGCAGUCGUGAGUAAGAUAACCCAACAGGACAGAAUGCCUGUGGGUUUUGGUGCUAACUUAGAAACAACACCUGACAACUCAGAGAGGCCAGAUCAACCUCCACCAACAGCUUACAGAUCAUCCUCUUCACUUCCCCAGCAAGUGCCUGAAAAUCUAGAGGUGGCUCCACAGAAUGAUAGAAAUGAAUAUUUGCAAACAGCACAUUUGUCUGGCAGUGAUUAUGGAGAGAAUACUGAUUUCAGUCGACCUCCACCACCCGGCCCCCGAAGAAUGGGAGUGGGCCAACAAGAAGUCGAAUACAAUCAAAACUUAAAUAUGUCUGGGGAAGAACCUCCACCGGGCUUAGCCCGCAUGGUGCCAGGUCAACAGAAUGAGUCAGAUAAUGCUUAUAAUCAAACAAGUGAAGUGUAUAUGGAUCGUCAUAUUGAUGGUCAACCUACUGACAACAUAGGUAGACCGUAUAGACGGGCCGACGGUCAGCAGACGCCAGAUAAUUAUGCGCAACCUGCGCCUGGUCGAGGAAACGACAGAAGGCCAGUUGGAUUAGACAGGAUGGUUCCCGGGGAACCCAGUAACGAUGAUUAUUCACAGUUUUCAAAUACAAACUAUGGUGCCACUAAUGAACAACGAGUUGUUACUGGUCUCGAUAACAAUUUCCCAAAUUUACCAGAUGUCGGCCUAUCAGAAGUGCGCGAGCAAAAUGUAGAUGGAUCUGAUUAUACCGAAUCAAAUCUAAGGAGCACUUCUCGAAAUGUGAUCGGGGCGCGUGAAGCCAGCAACGCUACAUCCCCCGACUACAGCGUCUCGGUAGAUGACCAGCAGAGGGAAAUAACGAUGGAGGGUGAAAAUUUACAAGACUUGAGUGUCGUGUCGUCGGCCGACAUGUCGUUCAGAGAGCACCCGUACGAUAGCACUAAUGUAAACGUCGAGACAGGUCUGGAAAGGAAUGAUGCGGCUAUCUCCAUGGAGUUCGCAUCUAAUAAUUCCCGCAGACAAUCAAUUAAUCGCACUUCAGGGGAGGACACAGAGGGCGACAGGUAUAAGGCGUCGCCGCGUAAAGACAGGGACAAACAUAAAGCCUCGAGCCGCGACAAGGAGAGAAACAAGGACGGCAGAUACCCUCGAGACGAUCGAAAAUACGAACGAGAACCCGAACGACGUUCGGCGAGAGACGACCGGCGCCCGGAGAGGGACAGGAGGGACAAGGACAGGGAGAGGGUCCGGAGGGACGAGAGGGACGAGAGCCCGGAUGCGCGCCGUCACCGCCGCAGCACACGCAGCCAUCGCUACGAGACCGAGGACACGGACUACUACAGCGAUAGGGAGAGAGAGCGCAGGAGAUACCGCGAAGGCUCGCACGCGUCGAAGCCGCCGCGCGGCGACGACAAGGAGCGGCGCUACGAGGAGCGCGAGCGUAGCAAGCGCUACGGCACGCUGGAGCGCGACCGCCGCUACGACGAGGAGCGCCGCAGCCGCCGCUACGAGCGCCGCUACCGGGACAUCGACCCCACCAGGAAGCACGGCACCGUGCGCCGCGAGCGGGACGAGGACGACAGGAGGCGAGUCGUGACAUUUUCGGGCGACGCUAAGUCGGAGUCCAGCAAAGGUGGAGACAACUAUUCGUCCGGAUCGCGCGCGGGCUCGCGCGAGGCGACCGCUACUGACGAGGAUGCAGACGAGCCGAGACGCCGGCACCGGGAGGAGAGACGGCGGCACAGGACCAGACCCGAUCCUUAUUAUGACGUGGCGGAGUACGGCGCGGCGUACGGCGGCGCGGACCCGUACGCGGCGCAGCGCCAGCAGUACGAGUACUACGAGCGGCUGCGGCGCACUGACCCGGCCGCCUACAUGCGCCUCUACAAGCAGAUCAUGGCGGGCGCCGUGCCCGCCGUGCCCGCAGUUCCCGCCGUGCCGGGACAGCCGCAUUACAGAUACCCAGGCUACCCGGGUGCGGGCGGGUACGACGCGCGCGGCGACGAGCGCGCCAGCGUGCACUCGGGCCGCUCCAGCGCCAACCCCCUCAAGGGACACGACGGGUACUACGGCGCGGGGUCGCUGCGGGCGCCGCUCUCGCUGCGGACAGAUUUCUCUGACAGGGAUCUGACGACGGACGCGUCGCUGAACCUGCAGCUGGAGGAGUCCACGGUGCGCUCCGAGCGGAUGACGCCCUUCAAGUACUCCACUGCGCAUAUCAAGGGCACGCUGGGCGCGGGCGCGCUGGUGCUGGUGCGCGCGGCCUGGCCGGCGGACGGGCGGCCCGCGCCGCUGCGCGUGCUGCCGCUCGCCGCGCUGCUGCACGCCGACCCCGCCGCGCUGCGCCUGCGCGCCUUCCCCGGCCCGCUGCUCAGAGGUGUGACCCACAAGAAGAGCGUGAUAGACUACUGCACGAGCCGCUUGCGGGCGGCGGCGCGCAGCGAGGAGGCGCGGCCCGACCCCACGGGCUACGCGCUGCUGUGGGACCUGCUCGCGCUGCUGCUGCGCCAGAACGGGGUGGUGAUGGGGUCUGACAUCGCGGAGCUGCUGAUGAAGAACACGAAGGAGUACGAAUACAAGCCGCCCUCCGUCGCCAGCGGACCCUCUGACUCUCGCGUAGCCUCAUCCGCGAGUUUGCACUGCGACGACGACGCGACAAACGCCGAGACUGCGGACCCUGCACUGGUAACUGACGCAGUGGCGGCACCAGAAACUGUGGUGGAUGAAAAGCAAGCGGUGGACCGCUACAGAGAGUUGCUGCUGUACGGAAACCAGCAGGAGGCGCUCGAGUGGGCAAUGAGCACGGGGCAGUGGGGCCACGCGCUGGCGCUGGCCGCCGGCGGCGAGCGGCGCAUGCGGGCCGCCGUGCUGGCGCGCUGGCUGCGCUCCCUGCCCGCCGCCGACCCGCUGCACACGCUCUACGCGGCGCGCCACGCGCGCACCCCGCCCGCCGCCACCAUUCUGCAGGUAUCCCUGGACUACUCUUAUUAG
Messenger RNA from Zerene cesonia (dogface butterfly), 3417 nucleotides. Its product is annotated as histone-lysine N-methyltransferase, H3 lysine-79 specific-like. The record is from RefSeq and is a predicted model, not a curated record. The coding region runs from base 1 to 3417 and encodes 1138 amino acids. Lineage: Eukaryota; Metazoa; Arthropoda; Insecta; Lepidoptera; Pieridae. The transcript is spliced from 15 exons. Gene Ontology annotation, biological process: Golgi organization; autophagy; COPII vesicle coat assembly. Gene Ontology annotation, cellular component: ER to Golgi transport vesicle membrane; endoplasmic reticulum exit site.